Mixia osmundae IAM 14324 is the source of this 2406-nucleotide messenger RNA. RefSeq lists its product as uncharacterized. The transcript is spliced from 8 exons. Gene Ontology annotation, cellular component: P-body. The coding region runs from base 1 to 2406 and encodes 801 amino acids. Gene Ontology annotation, biological process: positive regulation of catalytic activity; deadenylation-independent decapping of nuclear-transcribed mRNA; deadenylation-dependent decapping of nuclear-transcribed mRNA. NCBI's taxonomy places the organism in Eukaryota, Fungi, Basidiomycota, Mixiomycetes, Mixiales, Mixiaceae. Gene Ontology annotation, molecular function: enzyme activator activity; mRNA binding. The record is from RefSeq and is a predicted model, not a curated record.
AUGGCACCCAAAGCACUCAACGUCAAGCGGCUCUCGCUCAACCCGGAAGCGUUCAGAUCUCCCACGACAGCCACGGCAGAAGAGACGGAGCACAGAGAAGCAUGGGGCGCCGAUGAGCCUCUCUUCCAGCCCGGCGGCUCGCCAACUCGUCUGGAUGCAUUCGACGAAUCUGAUGAAGCCACCUGUGCACCCGUGUCGCUCUCCGUGGUCAGAAGGAGACCGGUCGAUCUACCCUCGGGCAUCUACUCGCUCGUCGGUGUCGCCAAUCGUUGCGACUCUGUAGAGAUAUCGCCCUGUUUGGUCAAGGCAGCCUACAACAAAUCCUGGACCAUUGAGCCGACUUCUGCAGACUCCUUGCUCGAACAAUCGCAGCAGAUCGUACCGCUCUUCUACACGCUAGCAGACACUCGGCAGCCCAUCGGCUUCCUGAGGCAAAACGUCAUAGAUGCCCUCAGAAAGGACAGUGUCAACGUCACGCGCUACCACGGACUGCAAUGCUGGGAAUGGCUCUUCUCAGACAGUGCGACGCCCACGCUAGAUAGCACGCCUUCGACAGACCUGCUCGCUGUCGGCUUGUCACCCGCUUUGCGCGAACAAGGCAAAGACGAGAUCACAGCCCAGUUCGAUCGCAUCAUCCGCAACUGGAAAGAAUCGCGCACAUUCCUAGACGAGCUCAGCGGCUGGCGAGACGAACGAUACGCGAUCUACGGUCCAAAGGCCAUCUCCCAACCUACUUCUGCCGUCUGUCAUCUGCCCGGCGGCAAUAUCAUCUUUGAGAUCGAGCGUGCGGCAUGCUCGCUCUUUGGAUUUGCGACCUUUGGCGUCCAUCUGACGGCUUAUCACCAAGAUCCUGGAACGGGUGGUCUCGUUGUUUGGGUCGCCAAACGAUCUCCUGACAAGCAGACCUGGCCAGGAGCGCUCGAUAACACAGUAGCGGGGGGCAUUACUGCUUCUGAUUCGCCUUUCGAAUCGAUCCUACGCGAAUGCUCAGAAGAAGCCUCACUUUCGCCCGCCUUUGUCCGCCAACGUAUCCGAUCUGCAGGCAUACUCAGCUACACCUACUUCAAUGCAGGUGGCUGGCUCCAACCCGAACUACAGUAUAUCUACGAUUUGCCUCUGGAUGCACCAAAAGGCGACCUGACCCCUGGUCUGUGGCCGCAGACGAAUGCCGACGAUGGCGAAGUGGCUCAGUUCGAAUGUCUUCCGGUACAAGAACUCAUCCCCAAGUUGCUCGCUGGCGAGUUCAAACCGAAUUGCGCUCUCGUACUGCUCGAUUUCCUCAUCCGACAUGGCUACGUGACUGCAGAGAGCGAUGUCGAAUUCAUUGCGCUCUGCACACGCUUGCGCAAGCAGCCUGUCUUACCUUGCCCUCCUACACGCAAGCAGGACCGCACAUCAGGCGCGAAGCAGCUUCCCAUGGCACUGCCAGGCCUGAGUCAGAUAGACAAUGCCAAGCUUGCGCUCAAUCUCAAGACGUUGCGGCGUCACGACCCGAGCAUUAUCGAAAUACUCGACUCGUCAAGCUAUGUUGUGCUGUAUCGACAUGCAGACGGUGCUUGGACCAAGACGGGCGUGGAGGGCACUCUGUUCCUCUUUCGCAGACGGUCCACGCCACUCUACGGCUUCUUCGUUCUCAAUCGAAACGGCGUGGACAAUGUGAGCGAGAGCCUGGACGACGAAGAAUCAAUAGAAACGACCCCCCAAUUCAUCAUUGUGCAAUCCUCAAAGACGGAUGCGGUACAUGGAAUCUGGGUCUUCGAGCCGGAGCAUAGGGAGAGGAUAGGCCAGCGAAUGCUCGAACUAGCAAGAAGCUCGGCCGCAGAACCACAGCAAUCAGCAUCGAAAGCGACAGGGCAGACGAUCAGUCUCAAUGCCCUCUUUGGUACUCUGCCGGACAGUCAGCCUGAGAAAGCGGAGAGCAUACAGUCGAGGAAUGCGCCAGAUGCGUCGAAGCUGCCUACGGGUCUAUCGCUUCUCGACACCAUGUUCCAGAGUGCUGCCAAGCCAUCUGCGCCCGCUCAGCCCGAUCUACAAGCAGACAGUCGUGCACUGAUGGCUCUGUUGGGUGCUGCACCCGCUCCGUCAGCGCCAUCGAUCUCCCCUGGUCAACCAGUAAAGCCAGCACGACGUCACGUCAGCAAUGGGCAUGCGAGACCUCCCUCGGUGCCCAACAAUCAGCGUCCGACGGAGAAGCCAACGGUAGCGCCUCGACAGUCGAAAGCAAGCACGAGCGCGGAGCUUGUGCAGUCUGUCGUGCAACAACAUGCUGACAAGGACUCGCUCACAAGCGGCCCUGUACUCCCCAAAAAGGAGUACAUCCAAGCUCUGCUCAGCCUGAUCUAUACCGAGCCGAGCUUUACGGACGAGCUGUACUCACGCUAUGUCGAUUGGCGCAAGACAGCGUGA